Molecule: messenger RNA, 7344 nt
Organism: Solea solea (common sole)
Lineage: Eukaryota; Metazoa; Chordata; Actinopteri; Pleuronectiformes; Soleidae
Product: BCL-6 corepressor-like
Exons: 13
Coding region: 559-7074 (2171 amino acids)
Biological process (GO): negative regulation of transcription by RNA polymerase II
Cellular component (GO): nucleus
Molecular function (GO): protein binding; transcription corepressor activity
Source: RefSeq, a predicted model, not a curated record
AGAGAGCGAGAGAGAGAGAGAGAGAGAGAGAGAGAGAGGAUAAAACCCCGCAGACUCAGCGUCUGAGACUAAAAACAGGAAGAAAAGAAACGUGGAUUAAAGCGCGUGCUCCGCACGCGACACUCAGGAUUAUUCCCGUCUCUGGGCGGACAUUCACGCGUUUCCCUCUUUUUUAUUUUGUUUUUAAUUUAUUCUUUUUAAAUUUUGGAAUUUGUAUUCUCAACGCGCGCGCACAGAGUUCUCUGGUCACCUUGUUAGUGGCGCGUGCUCAGUAUGUCGCAGCGUCACAAUUAUUCACAAACAGCUGUGUGAGUGUGAGUGUGUGUGCACGUGCGCGUCCACGCCCCCGACGUCCGUUCGUCCUGCCGCCGCACGCGGCAGAUCAAUGAGGAUGGAUUUAUUAUUGACUGUGGCGCGAGGACGUUCAAGAGAAACGUUAGGAAGUGGAUUAUACUUCACGCACGAGACGCACAGUGACUGAGCAUCGUCCUCGAGGCACUCGGUCCCGUCUGAAGCUCACACGCUCACAGCAUGGUGGAUGCCAACACAUCUUAAAAUAUGAACCCGCUAGCAGCUCUCAGCAUUGACCGCAAUGCACUGGUGGGAGACAAUCUUCGUCCCCAUGGAGGGAUUUUCUAUCCUGGCAUCCACCCUCUCUCUGCUGAUAAAGCCCAGGAGCCAGGCACUUCUCUCCCACUUGGCUACAACCUUCUGUACAAACCUGAUGUAACCUUGCUGGAUGGACAGAAGGCAGCAAAUGGAUAUGGUGGACUGUAUAAGAACCCUCCACCAAGGCUGGUUGUCCCAGCUGCAGGGGCUGAUGGCCUGGGAAUCGACCGCAGAGUUCUUUCUGGUGAUAAGCAGUCAGAACCGGGCCUAAAUGGCGCUGGAAGUUUUCUGAGACUGCCUUGGAUUAGCCCUUAUGCAGAUGCAACAAUGUACCCCUUCCUGGACAUGGCUUACAAGGCCUCUUUCUUGUCUCAGCCAUCAGCUUUCCUCCACCAGCAAUUCCCAUACCAACCUUUAUGUGCUGCUGGUGCAGGAGGCAGCCCUGGAGAGGAAAGACUUUUCUACUUGCCGCGUUAUGCUCCUCCAAAUCAUAUCUCCUCCCCAUUGGGCCCUCCAAUCAGGAUUCCUACAGCCACCCCAGCCCCUGCUGUCCUUUCACCCCUUCCCCACAGCGAGGACAAAGCCUUGCAAGGAAAUGGUCCUCGGGUACAACAGGUACAACAGGAACCCUCUGCAUUUCGCAAUAGUCUACAGAUCCACCAGGAGCCCCAAACUCACCCCAUAGAGCGACAGCAUGGCAGCAGUAGCAGUGGUGAUAAUAGCGGCAUCUGUGUCAGCAGUUCAGCUAGUACUGCUGCCACUGAGUCAUCCUCUGUUACCCGUCCUCCAUGUUUCGUUCCCCAGUCUGUCAGCGACAGGUGUACAGAUCCCCAGAAGCCCAUCUACACAAGCACCCCUACAUCAUCAGCCUCUCGCCCCUUUUACAUGAUGAGCUUGAACUCUGAGCGCUGCUCUCCCCUGCAGUCAGGCAACAACAAUACCAAAGAUAUCAGCUCAGAAUCCUGCAGGGUAGAAAAGAAGCCAUUGGUUGACAGAGCUAUACCUCAAAAGCAGGCCAGAAAUCCGGGGGGAAGAACUUUGGAGCGGUCUGCGAAAGAGUUGGAAGGAUUUGCACAUGGUUUCCCUGCCAAAUUAGAGAUGCUGGCUAAACUGGGAUAUUUACCACCAUCUCAUUAUGGGCCUCUAGCCAGUCAAGACCAGCACUUGACAGAGAGUCUACCCACACCUGUUAGUACUUCAGCAAAGACUCCACAUUGUCCAGAAAUGGUCGGUACCCUGUCCUCCUCUUGUGGUGCCCCGGGUCCUUCUGCAGGUGUCAGCUCAGACCACAGCAGAGGCUCCCAAAUAAAUAAAAACAAGAGAGGAGACAUUAGUGUUCAUCAACCACAGCCUCAUAGUUCUCCCCACACACCAACUCAGAUGAACAGUAGUCCCAGUCCUGCCUCAGGGGGGAGACCUUCUGCAAGAUCACCUUCCUUAAAGUCCAAAGCAGAAUGGCCUCAAGUCCAUCCCACAGACUUGGAGAAAGGUCUGCCAAAUGGCAAAGAUGAAACCUACACAUGCUCUAGUAAACAGAUUUUACCUCCUGCUAAACCAGAGGCUCUGGAGAGCCAACCUCAAUCACAGCAGCAGCAGCAGCAGCAGCAGUCUCAUGUGGAAAACACUUCCAGACAAAUCUUUCAUGAUUCUUAUCUCCCUCCUGGAUUAGGGUACACCAACCGCUACAUCCCAUAUUCAGUUGCUGAGAAUAUGUCUCUGCAACAAAUUUCCAUACCAGGCAAAGGAUCCGUCUACCCCCACCCGGUCUUUCUUGGCAGUAGUAGCUACUAUUCACCACACAUAGCAUCUAAACAUGGCCUUCAAUAUGGAGUGCAUCCAUAUCAAAAUUCCCAGGAAUAUGCUCCAACACCCAUGUCGUCUCACCCAGCUCUCAACACCAAAGAUCGACUUGAGAGUAGAUCAAAGACCAAGGAUGAACCUUCACAUGAUGAACCCUACAGGAACCAGAAGAGGCCAAAUUCUGACAGCUCCCACAAGAGUGACAAAGAGAGAGACAAUCCGGCGAAUCAAUCUGUGAAGACGGGUAAAAGUGUCUCUGUUAUAAGAGAUGACAUCAUUUGUAUUGACCUGGUGCGAGAUGAAACAGACGAUCUCACCGGUACAGGUGACAAUUCCUCCAAACCGUUUGAAAGUGGCACUAACCUCAUUCAAGAAAUGAAAGCAUGUCCUUCAAAGAUUCCCCCUACCAGCAAGGCUUCUGAGCACAGCAUAGACUCCACACUCCAGAUAUUUGAACCAAAACCUUAUCACAACAUUUUGGCAAUCCUUCCUACUAAAGAGGAACUCCUAGAGGAGAUUCCAGAUGAGGAAGAUCCACAAUGUCCAUUCUCUGACAUCCCAGAGAAGGACACAAUGCGCUGUGCCCGAACCGACCCACAACAGUUUUCAAGAACAUGUAAAGUUGAAGCCACUGUUGGACUCGGAGAAUUGUUAAGGGGUAGAGCGAGUGGUGGGAAUUAUGUUCUUGGUGAGAAGAGUGCAAGGAAUGAAUCUAGGUCAGAAGGCCCAACUUGUAAAAAGACCAGAGAUCCAGAGCAAAGCCCUUCCAGAGAUGGGACCUUAUUGGUUCAUGUUAGCAAAGAAAAUGGUUGUGGAGAUUGUCCAAGUUCAAACAUUGUGGAAGCAGUAUGUACAGUCACCACAAGCCCAGUUAAUGGGAGAAACUUUUAUUCAGAUGGUCCGGUUUGCACCAGUAAAGGUUCAGCAGGUAGAAAUUUAAGUCCUGAAGAACCACUUUGCAGGAGUUUAAAUCCCAGGGUUUCAACUGAGGGAGUCACAAAAAACAGGGCCCCUCUUUAUGUUCACAACCCAAGAGCUCCAGUCUGUAACAGUGGAGAUCAUUUUGCCAACAGUAAUUUUGUGGGUCCGUGUUGCAAAAAUCCAGAGUCGAGAAUUUGCCGUGGAAACAACAACCCUGUAGCUCCAAACUGCAGGAGUUUCAAUCCACGCGUUACAAAUCGUCAAAACCACAACAGAAACAUGAGUCUUGGGGUUCCUGUGUGCAGUUCAAGUGGCCCAGUUUGUGGAAAUACUGUCUCUAAGAGCCAGUCUUUUGGGAGUAACCAGACCCAGAUCCCAGCAUGUGGAAACAGUUUUCCUCAGAGCCCGACGUUUCAGCACUUAGCACCCGCUUAUCCAACUAAUGGAGGAUUAAACAGGACGCCCUCUGAUUUGAUUCCAGAGCCAUCAUUAAACAGAGACUUUAAAUAUGAGGCCGGGUUCCCUUCAUCCAGCUGUGGAGAUGAGAGGAUCGACUUCCUGGACAACAUGGACGAGGAUGAGGGCCCAGGUUGCAGCAAGAACCGUCCGACCAGCCUCACCAAGCGCAUCGCCAACUCCUCCGGCUACGUGGGCGACCGCAUCAAAUGUGUGACCACGGAACUUUACGAUGACUCCAGCAAGCUGAGCAGGGAGCAGAGGGCGCUGCAGCGUGCUAUGUUACGUUUCUCUGAGCUGGAGCUGAAGGAGAGAGAGGGAGGAAGAGGAGAAGAAGAAGAGGAAGAACGGAUGACAGCAGCAGCGGUGGAGACUCGGGAGAAGGAGCUGGCAGGCGGCCAAUGGAGAGACAGCGAGGAGGAGGAGGAGGAGGAGGAGGGAAGGACGAAAGAGGGGGGAGAAGGAGGAGGGUGGGAGCGCUGCCAGCUGAGUGACAGGAGGCAAAGAGGAGAAAGACGUUCUUCUGCUGAGACGACUACAAGAGGUGCUCAGUUGCUCCGCCCCCUCAGCCUCCUCCUCCGAGGACCAGAGCGUCCCUCAGUGGAGGACAGGAGGCGUGUCUUCAGUCUGGAGCCUUUUCACCAGAGCAGCAUCAUCAUCAGUGGACGUCUGAAGAGAGGGAGGGGCCAGCAGGGGGCGCCGGAGGAGGGGCCUGGAGACAGCAGCAGCAAACUAAAGAUGACAGACGACGACGUCAAAAAGCUCGAGGUUUGCAUCGAGCUGAGCGGCCUCCAGCUCAACAAGCCACGCCCCCCCGGCCCAAGGCCGCCGCCCACCAAGGGUCGAGGGGAAGACACGGUCGACGGGGAGCUCGGAAUGGACGUCCUGGCCGACGUGGAGAGGUCAGAGGUCAGCGGCGGCUGGUGUGAGCCCACGUGUGUGAGGAGAGAUGGAGAGACAGUUCGUCAUGUGGCCCCGCCCUCCUCGCCAACUCAUCUCCCUCGACAACAGUGCAGCUCCGCCCCCCAGCAAGCACCACCCAGAUUGUUUUCCUGCCCCACCUCCUCCCGCCUCCAGGACAAGCAUCAGAGGCUAAGGGAAAACUGCAGAGUCUCCGCCUUCCUCCCACCAUUACCGCCUCUUCCUCCAAUCUCCGCCUCCACCCCGCCUGAGCCGCCUCCCACUCGUUACCAUGAGAACGACGACGACGACAACAAGCCAAAGGGAAAACGUCCGUGCAAGACCAAGCACACGGGCGGAGCAACAGUGAGGGAGGAGGAGACACGAGAAAGAGGGAGGGACCACUACAAAGAGUUAGACGCAAAGGUGUCUCCAGCGGACUGGUCUUGCUCGCCCGGCCAGCGUUCUCGCUCUCUGCAGAACACACUCUGCGUUCGUCCGGUUCCUCCCGAAGUUCGAAGACUCAUCGUCAACAAAAACGCUGGCGAGACGCUGCUGCAGCGCGCCGCCCGCCUGGGAUACGAGGAGGUGGUUCUUCACUGUCUGGAGAGACGACUCUGUGACGUCAACCAUCGCGAUCACGCCGGCUACUGCGCGCUGCACGAGGCCUGUGCCCGAGGCUGGCUGCGAAUCGUACGCCACCUGGUGGAACAUGGUGCCAAUGUCAACUGCAGCGCUCAGGAUGGAACCAGACCACUCCAUGAUGCCGUGGAGAAUGACCAUGUGGAGGUGGUGCGCCUCCUGCUGGCCUGUGGCGCUGACCCCACCCUCACCUCCUACUCAGGUCGAGGGCCGGCCCACAUGACCCGCAGCGCUGCCAUGGAGACCUUCCUUGAGGAUUACCUCUCUGACCUGGAGGGAAGGUCGGAGGGCGACCCGGGAAUGUUCUGGGAAUUUUACGGCAGCUCUGUAUGCGAACCACCGUGUGGCGCAGCAGUGAAUAACAUCUUGGCUGAUCCUCCGGGGGCAGAGGAAGACGAGGAGGAUGAAGAUGAGGAACAGCGUGCAAGGAGGGAGGUGUUUGAGUUCGAGCUGUCCGACCGACCGCUGCUGCCCUGCUACCACAUCCGGGUGUCUCUGACGCAGGGUCCCAGGAACUGGCUCCUCCUUGUUGAUGUCUUGGGUCGCCUUCGGAUGACCUCACGGUCUUUCCGGCGUCUCUUCCCUCAGCUCAAUGUGCAGUCGAUUCCUGAGGACGAGUUCUUCCGCCAGGCCUCCAUGUCUCAGCUGCUGACGGGCCCCGACGAGAAGGAGCUGGUCUCUUUCAGGCCGGACCUCAAAGAUCCUCUGGAGCUGGUGGAAGCCACUCCUGAACUAGCUGGAAUGCUCGGCUCGUCCCUGGAGUUUGUGGACAGUCGCUGGGAUUCUCUUGUCUCUUCUCCGCCGCCGACUCCACCACCAUCACCAAAAUCCUCAGUGAGACUUUCACCAAGACCACCACCACACACACAGACUGGUGCUAAAACGGAACCCAGGACUACAGUGUCUGGUCAGUGUCACCGAGUAAAACAUGGAGUGGAUUCCUCUCCUGCAGCUAAAAUGGAAAAUAAAUCUGAUGUUUCUGUUAAAAAUGUCAGGGAUCCUUGUCACAUGAUGAGGAACGCUAGCAUGUGGGAACCACAAAGAGUACAAAGUAAAAGGACUGCAGUUACAAACUCUAAGAUGGACACUAACACACGGGGACCUGGUAAAGACACUGGGACAGCUAACUGUGCUAAUUCUGGCUCUAACAUGGACUCCAGCAGGUGGGAACAACGACACACGGCCAAAACCACGGGAGCCUCUUCUUUCAAGUCUGACAUGGGUGGCGCUAACACGUGGGAACUCCAGCGACUACGAACUCGCACCACUAUGACUUCAGAAACCAAAAUGGACCCUGGUCUGUCAGAGCGACUACGGAAUAAGAAUAUUGGAAACACUAAUUCAUCUCCUCCAACCAGUGUGGUCAGUGCUAACACUGCUGUUUCCGCUUCAGAUCCAGGGACGACAGUGGACGUUAGCAUCUGGGAACCACAGCGACUGCGGAAUAAAAACCCUGCGAUCACCAGCACCGCAAAACCAGAUGCCAGGAGAGACAAUAACAUGUGGGGACGCCAGGGAAUAAAGAGAGCGGGUGGCAGCGGCGUAGCACCCAAAACAGAGGUUAGCUUCUGCGAUAGCCACGGAGGGAAGACUAUAAAGAUGGACGCAGCCUGGCAAAGGAACCUGGCCAGUGUCCGAGUCCACAUCAGAGACUUGGGGAUAAAAGCCGGGGGGAUUACCCUCCACAGAGACCUGAAGGCGGAGCAAGACAAGGUUGUCGAGAAAAGAGUUAAAAUAAGAUCGUGACAAAGUCACGUGAUUCUACAGGAAGAAUACAGAACCCUAUGAAGACCAGAACCAGGUUCACACAGAACUGACACCGACAUGUAAAUACUGGAUUACAUUUUUUUGUAUUAUUUAUUUAUGACUCCACUUAUCAGGUUUUCUUAAACUUGAUAUUUGGUUCUGGUUCUGUUGCUCUGGUCUGGACCUGUCCACGUCACCUUUGUGUUAUUUUAUAUCUGCAUCUUGUCACCAAACUAUUUAUUGUCCAAUUAAAAAGAAAUGACAAACAAA